UCUCCUCCCAUCUCUCUCCCAUCUCCGCCUAUCUCCCAAUCCACAGACGACCAAUUCUCCCCCGCAUCUCCCGCUCCUCCCUCCUCCUCCUCCUCCUCCUCCUCCCCCCUUCCCCGCAAUCUCAUGAAACCACCUCUCCCUCCAAUCUCCAUUCCACCGCCGAAUUACGCGAAGAAGCAGAGAAACAGAGCGCAUCCCAAUCCCCCCAUUUCGUCCCCUCAUUCCCCCUCCCCUAAACUAAACAUGGGCCCCUUAACUUCCCCCUCUUCCUCCGCCUGCGCGGCCUGCAAAUAUCAGCGCCGCAAAUGCUCACCUGACUGCACACUCGCCCCCUUCUUCCCCGCCGAGAAACAUCUCCAGUUCAUCAACGCCCAUCGCCUCUUCGGCGUCUCCAACAUACUCAAAAUACUCAAAUCCGUCGACGAAAGCCACCGCCAGGAAGCCAUGAACUCCAUCAUUUUUCAGUCCAAUAUUCGCGCGCAAGACCCCUCCGGCGGCUGCUACCGCAUUAUCCUCAAUCUACAACGCCAGAUUGAAGCGACUUACACCCAGUUACAACACGUACUCAACCAAGUCGCGUUUUUGCGAUCUCAAUUCAACCCCGCCGCAGACGGCGCGGCGGACAUUGAUGCCAUCUAUGGUCUGCAACAGCCACAGCAGCAUUGUAAUAAUUUCUGCUUUGCUUACGAUGUGCCGAAGGACCUGCAGGGCGCUCAUGAACACGGUAUCAACGGUCAUGACAAUGUUAAUCCGAUUGAUAUUGGAAAUGAGGAGCUGCGGCAGCAAGUGUUGUUCGGAAUUCAGGGGAAGGAGGGGAGAGAGGAAGGAGUGGAUGUGCGGUCGCUUGCUGAUAUGUAUGGAAUGCAGCAUGGAUUUGGUAUUUGUAAGGAACAGGAGGACGCUGCACAGAAUAUUAGCAUUGGGUCUACGAUCACUGGGCUGUGCAGCUCCAUGGCCGAAGCGAAAGCUGAUGCUAAUAUUAUAGACGAAGUGCAGGAGCAUGAUCUGAGAAGUGCUGCUUCCUUCUUCAGUCUGAAUAAUUGUGACACUCAGGCUAUCUAACCAUUGAUGCUAUCUCUGAUGGUUUUUGCUUAUCAUCCAUGAACAGUACAGGAAUUAAUUCCCAUUCAUGCUUCCUGUUUAAGAAAAGGCAUCUUUUUUUCUUAGUUAUAGAGAUUUAGGUUGCAGUAAUAACAUGAGAGACGAAUUGAAUCAUUUAGGUUUUUUCUUUCUUUUUUUCUCUUUUUAUGUUUAGUCAGGACUUGAUCUUAAGCUAGCUAAAUAUUGAACUGGUUCCAUUUU
Molecule: messenger RNA, 1302 nt
Organism: Phalaenopsis equestris
Lineage: Eukaryota; Viridiplantae; Streptophyta; Magnoliopsida; Asparagales; Orchidaceae
Product: LOB domain-containing protein 35-like
Exons: 2
Coding region: 124-1062 (312 amino acids)
Source: RefSeq, a predicted model, not a curated record